This is a messenger RNA of Ipomoea triloba (trilobed morning glory), 927 nucleotides long. Its product is annotated as disease resistance protein RPP13-like. The transcript has a single exon. Gene Ontology annotation, molecular function: ADP binding. The record is from RefSeq and is a predicted model, not a curated record. Lineage: Eukaryota; Viridiplantae; Streptophyta; Magnoliopsida; Solanales; Convolvulaceae. The coding region runs from base 1 to 927 and encodes 308 amino acids. Gene Ontology annotation, biological process: defense response to other organism.
AUGCCACACGGGAAUGCCAGUGAGAAAAUCAGUACUCAUCAUUGCCAGAGGCUUAAUCGAAUUUUGCAUCCGCUAAGGGGAAAAUCACAUCCUUGUCUCAAAUUCCGUCGUAUUUUGCAUCGAGCUGUACAAGACAUUGAUGCCAUCACUGAAGAGUUGGCAAAAGCCAAGGAGCAGUACCAGCUUUUCAAACAUCAUCUACAAGCAGGAACAGAGCAGCCUGCCUCCCUUAAUGUUUUACCAAUACCUACUUAUCAACUUAUCACCAUGCCUGAUUCUUCCCACGCUGCUUCACACACCAAGGAAAUAAUGGUUGGAAAACAGGAUGAAUUCGAGAUUUUAAAGGAGAAGCUAAUCCAGCAUCCAUCUAAGCAGUUAGAAGUUGUCUCAAUUAAAGGUAUGACAGGUAUUGGUAAGACAACAUUAGCAAAGAAAAUUUAUGAAGAUCCAUCAAUCACUUUCUACUUUGAUAAGCGAGCAUGGACUGUCGCAUCACAACAUCACAAUAAGAGGCAAAUGCUCUUAGAUCUUCUUGGUUCCAAAGACGAUGCAAACAAAGGCAGUGAUGAGGACCUAGCAUUACGGCUCUACCAAAGUUUCAAGUGUGAAAGGUACUUGGUUGUGAUGGAUGACGUAUGGAGUGUAGAGGCAUGGGAUGCUCUCAAAACUUGCUUUCCCGAUGAUGGAUAUGGUAGUCGAGUAUUGUUGACUACUCGCCUUGUUGAGGUGGCUAAUCAUGUCUGCACCCAAAAUGACUUUUCUCAUCAAAUGCAAUUGUUAGAACAAAGUGAGAGUUGGAAACUAUUUAAUGAAAAGGCAUUUAAAUCUCGCGGUGCUGAAUUUGAAAUGAUUGGGAUACCAGUAGUUGAAAAAUGCAAAGGACUGCCUUUGGCAAUUAUUGUGGUUGCAGGCCUGAAUUUGAAAUGA